This is a messenger RNA of Heterocephalus glaber (naked mole-rat), 2631 nucleotides long. The record is from RefSeq and is a predicted model, not a curated record. NCBI's taxonomy places the organism in Eukaryota, Metazoa, Chordata, Mammalia, Rodentia, Bathyergidae.
AUGAACCUGUCUUACCUUUUCCAAGACACAACUCCUCCUCCUCUGCUACAGCUCCUGCUGCCUCUCACUCCUGAACCAGAUGCCUCGGCUGGGCUGCUGAGCGCUAUUGUCUGCAUAACGGAAGCAUUCCACAAGUACGCCAGAGAGGACGAGGAUGAGGCGACACUGACCUGCAGAGAACUGAAACAGCUCCUUCAGGGCGAGAUGGGGGACGUUCUUCAGCCACAUGUCAUUCAUGCUGUGGAGAGACACCUGAAUCUUCUGGAUAUUGACAAUGAUGGUACCAUCAACUUUGACAAAUUUGUUCUUGCACUCUACAGCUUACUGAGCCUCUGUUAUCUUGAUAUACAGUCAUUACUAAGUUCAGAACCAAGAGAGGUAUCUAAGUCAGAAAAGGACAAGUCAAAUGAUGAGAAUCUUCAGGUGGUCACAAGAAAUGGUCAGCAAGUGGUGGGAACUCUGCCAACUCAAGAAAAGGUGUUGUUUCCUUCAGGAAUAGCAUCAUCAUCCCCGCUCACCUGGGAUGAAGAAAGCGAGGCCGUUGGACACAAUCAAGUGCACUCAUGGGAAGACAUCAAGACUCACAACCUCCCAAGAGAAGCAUGGAAGCCCAGGGGCCCUGGGAACCAAUACCUGGAAGGAGAUGAACAGAGCCAAGAAGUGGCCCGAGAUGUGCCAGCAAUGGAAGACAACAGAGCCCAAAUUGAGACAAAUAAACCAUUAGCAGAAUCAGAAGAGACUAGCAGUCCUACAAAGCAGAUCCCCAGAGAGGACGCUAAACCAGUCAGAAGGGAAAGUGGUAAUAAGACAAGUGACCAAUUUGAAGAACAGGAAGACAAUUUGAAACUGAAACAAGAAACAAUGCAGAGACUUCCAGAUCAGGAGGGUACCAGGAAAGAGUAUAUUAAAAACCACUCUAAAGCACAAGAAACACACCUUCAAGGUGAAGAUGAACCCAGGUCAGAGCAUGCUGACCUCCUAGAACAAGCUGCUGCCAGGAAACCAUCUCAGACACAGAAAUCAGCUAACCCUGAGGAUGACCAAAGAAUGUUGGAGACUCCAGAGCCAGGAAAGGAUGUCAAUAGGACAUCACCUAAGACUAAGGAUACAGAUGAACCUGAGGAUUGUGGUAGGAUAUCCAAAACCCAAGAGUCACCAGCACAGAAAAGAGAACAUGAAAUAAAGAACUCACAAGUCCAAGGUGGUAGCAAAGAUGUCUCAGAAACACCUGAUAUUCAAGCUGAAAGGAAGGAGAGUAGAGAUCCUGAGGCACGUGGACCAGAACAGCAGAAAGAACGUGUGAAGAAAACUCGGCCUCCAGUCCAGGAAGCCCACACGCAGCAUGGGAAGCAUCAGGAGCUCCAAAGAUCAUCCAAAGAAAGAAAUUCUGACACCCUGGGUCUAAGCACAGAAGAAAGAAAUCAGAAUCACCCUGAAACUGAACGCACCCCAGUCCCAGGAGAAGAGAUGAGACACGCUGAGGAGGACACAGCACCAGCAUUUGUGGACAGCAAAAAUGGCCCUGCAGCCAAGGGGGCACCAGGAACAAGAGGAAGAACCCAAGAAUCUGCUCCACCUGAUAGGCGUUCUGAAGGAGAAUACAGCAGGGCCGCCAAGCCUCGUGACAAGCCAGUUGGAGAAGAAGAUGGCUGCCAGGGAGAGGAUCCUGAGGCACAGAAUAGCAAGGGGUCUUGUGCAACUCCCAGCAAUCUGCCUCCAGAGGAAGGCGACAGCAGCUCAGACACAGGUGAAUUACGUGUGCAAGGGGAUUCCAAGAGUCAAGCACACCCACACAAAAGGUCUGUGCAAGAAAGUCGCCACGAUAACCCGGAUCUCCAGAAGCACGGAGCACCAGGUGAGAACAAUAGCGCACAGGACACAGUGGUGCUGUCACUCAGAGAAGCAGAUAUUCGCCUCCCAGGGGAACAGGAAGAGCUUGCAGGAGUGGACCUCAAGAGUCACAGCACAGGGAUCAAAAGCCCAGAUACAGCUGUGGAGCCCAGUAGACCCCUAGAAGUUCAGAAGUCCACAAGAAAAGGCAAAAAUAGAAAGUCCCUGGAGGCAGAAGUCCCAGGUGACCUGGAUACCAACUUUACUGUAACAUAGCUCCCCAAAAAGGGAGGCAACAGAAAAGAGCAAAAGACCCAGGCCCCAGUGACCAAAGAAGAGGAAGACGGAGCACCAGAGCUCCAGGAAAUUCCCUUUAAAAAUCCAGGUGAGGACAGGUCAGCCUUCCUCAAGACACACCUAGAAGCAGAGGAACCAGCCACUUUGGAAGAAAAGGAUGAAAGACCCUGUGAGCCUGCAGGAGAAAGUGAUAAGCAACAAAGUCAGACCAAGAAAAACUAUGAUUCUUCAGUCCCCCGCCAGGUGCUCAAGAGGAUGCAGAGAGGCCAGAAGCCCUGCUGUGUGCGGAGGGAUGUGAUCCAAUCUAGUGCACUAUACCAGAGCCUGCAAGAGAAGAUACAGCAGGCCAGGCAUGCCAAGAAGUACACCAGGGAAUUUCUGCAUGAUGAAGAGGACCCUGCAGAUCCAGAACAAAUAUCAGCUCCCCAAGCCCUGGACAAUCAGGGUCACUCUCAGAGAGAGAAACCAGUACCACAAAUGGAGGUGAGCACUCCAAAGCAAUGA